CUACAUUUUUCCUCGUGCUGUGAUGCCGCCAUGAACUCGACCACAGAGACCGAGAUACUCAACAAGUACAACCUCACGACGCUCUACCCUGCAGCAUGGCCAGAAGAGAAGGACGCGGCCGACGAGGGGCAGCUCUCGGAAGAUGAGGCAUCCACAGCAACAGCGCAACCCGUGCGCCGGUCGCGGUCGCGAUACUCUGUGCUGGAAGACAGGUCGAGGUUCUCGCGGCAGGUCCCGGGCGCCGAACGAUCAAAGGAUGGCGUGGAGACGUUGGUGCAGAAGGACGAGCAGGAUCCGCUGGGCAUGUACCCGAGUGUCGUCCAGGUGUUGCGGGCGCGCAAUCUGUCGGUCGAGGACGACAUCAAACUGCGCAACCGCUUCCUCCUCAGCUCGACUACCUUCUCGCCCUCCCUCUUUCUCUCGCAAGUCCACAGCGAUGCAUCCACCGACACGCUCCUCCAGGGCCUCGACUUUCUCUCGCGGUCCAUCGAACAGAAGUCGGCCUCUCUCAAGGUCCUCGUCGAAACCAACUUCGAGCGCUUCGUAGGCGCAAAGGCAACCAUCGACCGCGUCUACAAUGAAAUGCGUGAGCAGGGCAAGGACUCGGAGCCACCGAGGCCAACACACACGAGGGGCGCCAGCCGCACCAGCUUCUCCGGCAGAAAGCCGAGCGUGUCCCUGCAGCCGGUGCCAAGCGAGAAGAAGAAGAAUGCGCUGGUCAAAGAAAGCGAGUAUGGCGUACACGGCAUUAAGGUGCCCCUUACAGAAGUCGCAGUCAAGGCAGAGGAAGUCUGGGGCCCUGCACUGGGAGGUCGCGAUAAGGAAGAGACGCUAAAGGCCAUACUCGAAUCUGUAGAGAGCAAUCGCGGGCUGUUCGAGGUGGGGUCGACAGUAGAGGAUGCCAUCCGCCGGAAGGACCAUGAGACAAUCAUCGAGGAGUACAAGCGGGCGAGAAAGUACACUGAGGACGCACGAUACAUUGUGGAGCAAGCGAAUUACUCCAAGAUGCCUCUCACCGACAGCCAAAUACACCAAAUUAUCGUUACAGCAAGGAUGUGGGCAGACGUUGAGCGCCAGAUCGAGCAAUUCAAGAGAGAUGCGUGGAAGAGGCUGGCAUCGGCACACUUCGCGAAGCACCAGACCGGAACUGACGAUAUCAAGUCUGACGAGUACAUAAGUCUCAUCUCCAUCAUGCUCGAGCUCGGCGUAGAGGAUAACCCUAUCUGGAUCUGGCUACUGUCCCGCUAUGAGUAUCUCAAGUCUCGCCUCAACAUCUUGUGCGAACGCUCCCGGGUCGAAAUUGAGAUUCUACGGCGCCACCUUGCGAAUGGCAAGAAGCCAACGUUACGAUCAGUGCAGAAGCACCUACGUGCGGUACCAAUCAGCACUAACGCCACUGCAGAGCCUUCCAAACUGGAUGCACCGAAGGUGAUCGAGUUCUGGGAGCAUGUGCAUGCCUCUAUGACGACACUGCUUUCAACCAAGGGCGGUCUGCUUGGUGAACUGAUCGAGUACUGGGACAUUGCCCAGUCGUUCAUGAGUGGGCGAGCUCAGCGAAAUAUGCCUACUGGCUACCAGAACCAGUCCUCAGUGCACCACAAGCUUACUGACCAGAACAAGAUCGAUCUUGAGAAAGGCACCACAGAGCUGAUCAACAUCGUCCGCGAGCAUCUGUACUCCUUCUUCUCGGAUCCGCCGAUCGAGGAUGUAUCAGCGCUCUUCUCACCAAUGCCCACCACACCGACACCGACCACUCCGAGAACACCACUCACAGCUGCCCUGAGUCCUACGGCAGGCUCGAGGUUCAAGUUCGACCCCAACAAUGUACCGCCGCCAUCACCCAGUCGUGGUGAGACGUGGGAGAAGUACGCGUUCUGGCCACCACACUCCAACGCUCUUUCAGGCUCUCACUACCUGUCGAAGUCUCUCAUUCUCAUCGGCACGGCUGCUAACGAGCUCGCUUCAUUCCGUCUUCCUGAGACCGGCUCCAGCUCACGUCUGGACGAAGCACUGCGUCUACUUGUUGGCGGCGUUCGCGAGCGCUGUAUAUCCGCCGUAUGCGCAGCGUGGAACGCCGAUGCAGAGAAGCUCAAGGUGCUCGAAGACUGGACGCGCAAUGCCGACCGCAAAGACACCACAAACCUACCUCAACGCUUCCUGGCAGUACAGUCCUUCCUACUCAAUCACCUGCAGAAGAUCAUGUACGUCGAAGCCUCGAGCAAAACAUCCGUCGACGUCGUCGUCCCACCCAGCAACAAGCUGCUGCAAAUGCUUAGAAGUCAGUUCGUGACUAGCUUGUACCGCACGUUGAGCGGCAUGGUCGAGUGCGCAGAGAUGGGUCGUAAAGCGUUGGGCGAGGACUUCCAAACCAAAGGCGACGAUCUGACCCUGGACGGUGAAGAAGACGUGGACGGCAAAUGGGGCAAAGUUGAUGCCAACAACAAGUCAACGCGCCUCCUCCUAACCCUCUCCAACAUGUCACACUUCCAAUCCGAAAUCACCCCGCACCUUUUGUCUCUUUUCGAAACCCUCUUCUCCGUCCAGCUCACCGACGAAACCAACCGCAUCCGGGACGUUCUCUCGCAGCUUGACACACAACUCUUCAAAUCCUACACCAAACCUCACGCCCUUCAGAUCGGCGCGUGGAUCGAGUCCGGUAUAUUCGCAACGUCCUGGGCCGCCGCUGCGCGGGAGAAAGGGAGGAGCGUGGCCGACUUGGAUCCCUCGCCAUACGUGUCGACAGUGUUGCUGCACCUGGUUACAAUCCACAGCCUCACGUCAACGACCUCACCAAACAGCCCCUUGACGCCUAGGAUCCUAAAAGCCCUCUUCGAAGCGACAACCACCAGCCUCAUCUCCACCUUCAGCUCGCCACGCCUCCCCACCAUCUCCCUCCCACAGUUGAUGCAAGCCACGCUCGACGUCGAAUUCAUCAGCCAGACGCUGGCGAGCUACACGACCGACGCUGCGAGCCAGACACAAACGGACAUCUACCAGAUACUUGAUCAGAAAACGGAUAACGGGGCGCGCGUAGCGUUGCAGGAUGAGUUGGGCGGUUUGAGGGUUGGAUUGAAGAGGUUGAGGGAGGGGACGAGGGGGCAGUUUAGCUGUUUCAGGAGGGUGAAGAGGGGGACUGUUGCAAGUCCUAACCCGCAGGGUGAUGAGGAGAGGGGAAGACGCUGAAAUGGGCGGAUAUGCAGUUGAGAGACCAUGUAUUGAAUUUUUCAUUGUACAUAUCUCGUGCCAUCGUGAGAGCUCCUUUGUAUACGUCACUGGGUAUCAACAAACAGGUACGUGUAAGUAUUAGUGCGCCGCGGAGGCGCUUCUCCUCGCGGGCGAAAGAAGGCUAGACGC
Messenger RNA from Macroventuria anomochaeta, 3354 nucleotides. RefSeq lists its product as uncharacterized. Lineage: Eukaryota; Fungi; Ascomycota; Dothideomycetes; Pleosporales; Didymellaceae. The record is from RefSeq and is a predicted model, not a curated record. The transcript is spliced from 3 exons. Gene Ontology annotation, biological process: Golgi to plasma membrane transport; exocytosis. Gene Ontology annotation, cellular component: exocyst. The coding region runs from base 31 to 3183 and encodes 1050 amino acids.